AUGGAAGAGAUGCAAGCUUCAGAACAAGAAAUUCUGAAAUACGUACAGAGACAGCGCUUUGGUGAAGAACUGGAUAAUGCUCCUGAUGGGAUAACACCUCGUUAUAAAUCAAGCAUCAAAAGACCAAGUCCAUUGUACAAACUAGAUCCCGUUAAAGUUGAUGGUUUACCUCGUGUAGGUGGUCGCUUGAAGAAUGCAGAUAUCGCAUUUACUGCUAAACAUCCAAUCAUAUUACCGAAGAAGCAUCCAGUAAUUGACCUCAUCAGAUACUAUCACCUAGAAUCUGGCCACUCUGGACAAGAGUACGUUUUAUCACUGCUCAGAGAACAUUAUUGGAUAAUCAAGAGUAGAGUCACAGUGCGUAAGAUUCUGAGAAGUUGUUUUGCCUGCAAACGACGAUGUCAACCAGCUGCUCAACAGAUGGCUAAUCUACCGUUUGAUAGGGUGACUCCAGAUAAACCACCGUUUGCCCACACUGGUGUUGAUUGCUUUGGACCCUUCUCUGUGAAGCGUGGAAGAGCUACAGUUAAAAGUUAUGGCGUAAUCUUUACCUGCCUCACUGUCCGAGCUAUUCAUCUAGAAGUUGCUUUCAGUUUGGACACCAGCUCAUUUAUAAAUGCUAUGAGACGCUUCGUCUCCAGAAGGGGAAAGACAGAGAUCAUGCGGUCCGACAAUGGAACUAAUUUCAAGGGAGGAGAAAAGGAGAUCAGACAAGCCGUAGAGCAAUGGAAUCAAAGACAAAUUCAUGAGUUUUUCUUACAGAAAAAUAUCCGUUGGAUCUACAACCCACCUUUCGCUUCGCACAUGGGAGGAGUUUGGGAAAGAAAUAUUAGAACCGUGAGAAAGGUAAUGUCAGCUUUGGUCAAAGAACAAGUUCUAGAUGAUGAAGGCUUUACACUCUUAUGUGUGAGAUUGAAAGUAUCGUGA
Molecule: messenger RNA, 927 nt
Organism: Actinia tenebrosa (Australian red waratah sea anemone)
Lineage: Eukaryota; Metazoa; Cnidaria; Anthozoa; Actiniaria; Actiniidae
Biological process (GO): DNA integration
Molecular function (GO): nucleic acid binding
Source: RefSeq, a predicted model, not a curated record